Molecule: messenger RNA, 1094 nt
Organism: Owenia fusiformis
Lineage: Eukaryota; Metazoa; Annelida; Polychaeta; Sabellida; Oweniidae
Source: the annotation of a GenBank genome assembly
CAUAUUGUUAGAAAGUUUAUGAAAUUAUGAAACGAAUGAUGUCUGAAUCAGAAGUUCUGAAAUCUCUGCGUAAUGUGCUGUCAAGAGUAUCUCAAGCAAUGGAAAAAAGACCUGGGAAUCAAGUGACCAGAUUGGUUGCAGUGAGCAAGACCAAACCUGUGCCCCUUAUACAGCAAGCUUAUUCUGGGGGACAGAGACACUUUGGUGAGAACUAUGUGCAAGAAUUAGAGGAGAAGGGUCAUGAUGCCACUCUACUGGAACAAUGUGCUGAAAUAAAAUGGCAUUUUAUUGGCCAUUUACAAAGAAACAAAGUUAACAAAGUGACAGCUACGCCUAACCUGUAUAUGGUGGAAACAGUAGACUCUGCGAAGCUGGCGACAGCCUUGAAUAAAUCUUGGGAGAAACUGCAGCAAGAAAACAAGCUUAACGUCAUGGUCCAAGUGAACACCAGUGGAGAAGAGCAAAAACAUGGUGUUCCCCCAUCCGAGGUUGAAUCUGUUGUAGAUCAUGUGAAAACGAAAUGUCCAGCACUGAAAUUUAAUGGACUCAUGACAAUUGGGGCUUUUGACCAUGAUCUAACUCAAGGGCCAAAUCCAGAUUUCAUUAAAUUGAAGGAGUGCCACACAUCAGUAUGCAGUAGUUUAGGACUGAAUCCUGAAGAAGUAGAAAUCAGUAUGGGAAUGUCCAAUGAUUUUGAACAUGCAAUAGAGUUAGGUAGCACCAACGUGAGAGUAGGAAGCACCAUAUUUGGUGCUAGGACUUACGUAAAUAAAGCCACAAACAAUCCAACUCCAGAAACAUCAACAACAACCCCUAGUAUUACUAAUGACUCUACAAAUGAACAAUUAAAUGAUAGAAAUGACACCAAAACAAAUACAUCUCAAUCAAUUGACAAUAUAGCAGAGACUUUGCAGACUGUACAUGUAAAAGACAAAGAGUAGGCCCUCUUAUUUGCAUUACCCUAUGUUGUGAAAUUGAUUGAUUGAUUGAUGUCUUCUAUACCAUGGUAAUAAUUAUCAAUUUGAAUACCUCUAUUAGUAAAACAUCUUGCAAAUAAGAUCAGUUUUCAUAAAGUCCUAUAACCCCCUUAAUAU